Peromyscus maniculatus bairdii (prairie deer mouse) is the source of this 796-nucleotide messenger RNA. NCBI's taxonomy places the organism in Eukaryota, Metazoa, Chordata, Mammalia, Rodentia, Cricetidae. The record is from RefSeq and is a predicted model, not a curated record.
GGUAUUUGAAGGUAGAAAACGCAGCACCCAAUGGGAGACGCAUGGAGUCACAGCUCGUUUUAUGUUUUAAAAUGAAAAGCUUAGAAAUGGCAUUCGGCCCAAGAAGCAACAAUAAUCUGAUAACUUAACCUUGUUUAGGGAUAGGCAUAGUGUUAAAAAUAUUUGUUGAGGGCUUUCCAGAACGUGCUCAAGCAAGGUCAAAUUCAGGGAAUCUUGUUCCUCACUGCUUAAGGCAUGGCUUCACUUUCAGAAUAUGCAUUGCGUAUGUCUCAUCUGAGUGCCCAGAUCUUUGGUGAAGUGGCCAUACCUACUGAUUCGAAGUCCAGGAAAGUGGUGAAUAUGUUCAGUGGACAGCCCUUGGCCAAAAAGAAAGAGACCUACGACUGGUAUCCAAAUCACAACACGUAUUUUGCACUCACGGGCACACUCCGUUUCCUUGGCCUUUACAGAGAUGAGCAUCAGGAUUUUAUGGAUGAGCAAAGAUGUCUAAAGAAGCUCCGUGGAAGGGGGAAACCAAGGAAAGGAGAAGGAUAAGAUCUACAAAGAGGAAAUAGUAUCAGCUCACCAAGAAAGGAAAUUCCUUCCUCAGUGACUAAGGAAGUGUACCUCAUUAACUUUUCACACAUUAGAGGAAGGUGACCUUCCUCAGGAGACAUCAACCCAUGUUUGCAUGCACUUCAGUUAAGCUGUGACUGGUUUCUUGAAGAUGUUCUAAUUCUUCAAAGUUAUAUUUACAUUGGUUUUGUAAUCUGAAGUUUACCUCCUUUUUUAAUGGAAUGAAUAAACUGUUGUUUAG